CCUCAAUUUCUCUCUCAAAAAUCCCAGUUUUCUUCACUUCAAUCAGCAAAAAAUGGGAGAUUUUUACUCUCACAACAAUGAAGAAGUUGAACUUCCACAUUCAGUACAACAAAUGAUUAACCAAAUCUGCAAAAAAGAGAGACAAAAUUCACCAGAUGAUAAAGUACGAAGACUCCUUGUAGCAAUCGGAGAAGAACGUUCGCUUUGUAUUUUGAGGGAAAUCUCAAAAUGUCAGAUUAAAAAAACCCUAAGUGGAUUCAUUGUUUUCAUGGCGAAAAAAUACUAUCAAUCGGAAACUCAACAGUUUUAUCAGAAGCAAAAUUAUGAAGAACCAGUUCCUUCUGCUGAAAGUUUUUAUCAUUCGCCUCAGAUUCGAAGAAGUUCGCUGUCUUCUCCGAAUUCCUCUUGUUCUUCUGUCAAUUUUUCACCCAGAAAUCGGCCGAUUUUUCAGGAUAAUGACCUAGUAGGUGAUGCAUCUGAUUCUCCUACAUCAGCUCCACGAAUACCAUCACCUCCAAUGAGUCCAGUGACAACUAGCUUUCAAAGAGAUCAUUACGAUCCUAGGCCAUCUACAUUCAGAGACGGGGCUAGCACACGAGGAAUAAGUGAACAGUUACUGGCACUCAGUAAGCUUGAAUUCAGGAAAUUCUUUUUGAUUCUAAACUACAUUGGGAGGAGGAAGGUGGAGGAUGUAAUUAUGCUCCAUGAUGUUGGUGACAUUUUGGAUAUGAUAUAUCAACCUAUGUCUCAUUUUGAGUCAUAUAUUUGGAAUAAAUAUGGUCAUCUUUGUGAACAUAAUAAACGGGUGCAGUAUCUUGAUUGGGAUUCAGGAAGGACUCAUCUUUAUCAUUGCCAUGUCCAUUCGGAUGGAAGCUAUACUUUUAAGGGUCCUUACCUGAAAGCAGAAAGAACCCAUCUGCAACAGUCAUUAGGAGAUGAGAAUGUAUUGAUCGUCAAGUUUGAGCAAAAUACCCCAGGGUGUCCAGAAGAGAUUGUUCAGAAUGGAAUUCUUGUUGGUUUGAGGCGCUAUCGCUUUUUUGUUUAUAAGGAUGACGGGAAGAAGAGAAGUUCAAAGGACAAAGAGGAAAAGAUCGAUUCUGUCAAAUGCUACUUUGUUCGAAUGGAAUCUCUUAAUCCUUAUGAAAAAGAAACUUACAUUUUGCGUGACAAGAUGGUCCAUGAAGCAAGGUGCAAUUUCAUGCAUGUACACAUGGUCUCUAGCAUGGCUAAAUACAUGGCCAGGUUCUCCCUAAUUUUAUCCACGACAGUAAAGCUUCAAGUUGAUCUGAAUUCAGUGAAUAUUGACAGAAUUGAAGAUAUAUGUUGUCAUGAUAAGAGUGGACGAAUUAUCUAUGAUGAAGAUGGGAAACCACUUAUACACACAGAUGGGACUGGAUAUAUUUCAGAAGACUUGGCAAGAAAGUGUCCGCAAGAUUUUUUCAAUGUGAAGCAUAAGUGUGCCAACUUAGAGAGAUAUACCAAUGGUGUCAAACUUGGGGAGAAUUCAUCUGAGUUGGGAGAGGCGGAAUUUCAGAGUGGGGAACCGCCUCUGUUGAUGCAGUGCCGUCUAUUCUACAAUGGUCUUGCUGUAAAGGGAACCCUUCUAGUCAAUAGAAAGCUGCCACGACGCACAAUUCAGAUUAGGCCCUCAAUGAUCAAGGUCGAGGCAGAUCCAAGAUUGUCAAGAGCUCAAAUGUUUAACUCGUUGGAAAUAAAUACACUCAGUCUUAAACCUAGGAAUACUUAUCUAUCAAGAACUCUUAUUGCUCUGCUGACCUAUGGAGGUGUUCCCGUGGAGUAUUUCUAUGAUAUACUCAAUAAUACUUUGGAGGAGACACAAAGGUUAUACUCAGAUGAGGUGACAGCACUAAAAGUUGCGGUAAACCAUAGAGAUCGUGAUGAUGCCUCUACUGCCACAAGUAUGAUAAUGGCUGGAGUACCUCUCACUGAACCAUAUCUUUGGUGUUGUUUAUCUUCCCUGGCAAAGGAAGAAAGAAAUGGGCUCAAAGGAGGAAGACUUCCUAUUGCUGAUACUUUCUAUCUAAUGGGGACAGCUGAUCCCACUGAUACUUUAAAUCCCCAUGAAGUUUGUGUUAUUCUUGAACAUGGGCAAAUAUUUGGAGAGGUACUAGUAUACAGGAAUCCUGGACUUCAUUUUGGUGAUAUCCAUAGACUACUUGCUGUCCCUGUGAAGAACCUCGGAGACAUAGUUGGAAAUGCUAAAUAUGGAAUAUUUUUCUCCACAAAAGGUCCAAGAUCAGCGGCCACUGAAAUUGCUAAUGGUGAUUUUGAUGGAGAUAAAUAUUGGGUCUCUCAAAACCCCCAGCUGUUAAAAUAUUUCACUGCAAGUAGACCGUGGAGCCGAAUCCAUUCAACACCAAAGACAUUGCAUAGGGAGCCCAACAACUUCUCUGCGGAGGAAAGGGAGCAUGAACUCUUUCAGACAUUUCUAGAAACUAGGAUGCCAAACUAUAGCAUGGCUGAUGCUUCUGCUAACUGGUAUGCACUCAUGGAUAGACUUCUUAUAUUGGGGAAAAAUAACACCACAGAGAAUGAAGAGACAAAGUCCGUGAAAGAAAAAUUGUUCGAGUUGAUUGAUUUGUAUUAUGACGCUAUAGACGCCCCAAAAAGUGGGAAUAAGGUCUACAUCCCAAAGAGGUUGAAAGUAGACAAGUUUCCGCAUUUCUUGCAAAAGAAAGAAAGUUAUCACUCUACCUCUGUCUUAGGAGAAAUUUAUGACCGGGUUGAGAAAUUUAAAGCUGAAGAACCAGCUGCUGUAGAAAUUAAGAAACUUUCGGCUUUUGAGGUUGGAAUCCCUGAGACAUGUUUGAGGUUAUGGGAGGAAAGGUACAGAAAUUACAGAUUUGAGAUGAAGGAAGCACUGAACACCAGCAAUGAAUCGAAAAAUGACUUAGCUGACCAGGUUAUUAAAAAGUACAAACAGCUGUUAUAUGAAGCACCGGAUAUGGAGGAGAGCACAAGGAGUACAACGGACAUAUAUAACGAUGCACUUGCUAUUUAUCGCGUGACUUAUGAUUACGCGAAAGCUAUAGGCGACAUCAGAAAGUGUGGUUUUGCAUGGAAAGUUGCAGGUGCAGCCCUUUGCAGGCUUCAUGCUGAGCUUCAUGCAAAGGAACAUAACCAAAAAGUAGUGGCUAUGUCACCUUCUAUAUUGCAUAAAUUAUUGAACUUGAGGAUCAAUCAAAAAGUGUCUUAACAUGUAAAAUAAAUGUGUUGACAAUUUAGUGUAUAUAUGCUUUUCUUGUGUUAGUAUUCUUCUCUCCCACUUUAA
This is a messenger RNA of Solanum verrucosum, 3292 nucleotides long. Its product is annotated as probable RNA-dependent RNA polymerase 5. NCBI's taxonomy places the organism in Eukaryota, Viridiplantae, Streptophyta, Magnoliopsida, Solanales, Solanaceae. Gene Ontology annotation, biological process: siRNA processing. The transcript is spliced from 19 exons. Gene Ontology annotation, molecular function: RNA-directed RNA polymerase activity. Bases 53 to 3217 code for a protein of 1054 amino acids. The record is from RefSeq and is a predicted model, not a curated record. Gene Ontology annotation, cellular component: nuclear RNA-directed RNA polymerase complex.